Periophthalmus magnuspinnatus is the source of this 1191-nucleotide messenger RNA. RefSeq names its product purinergic receptor P2X, ligand-gated ion channel, 4b (gene p2rx4b). Gene Ontology annotation, cellular component: plasma membrane; nuclear inner membrane. Gene Ontology annotation, molecular function: extracellularly ATP-gated monoatomic cation channel activity; purinergic nucleotide receptor activity; ATP binding. Gene Ontology annotation, biological process: monoatomic cation transmembrane transport; response to ATP. NCBI's taxonomy places the organism in Eukaryota, Metazoa, Chordata, Actinopteri, Gobiiformes, Gobiidae. The coding region runs from base 1 to 1170 and encodes 389 amino acids. The record is from RefSeq and is a predicted model, not a curated record. The transcript is spliced from 12 exons.
AUGUGUUGUCGGGACACUCUUCACUAUGUGUUUGAUUAUGAGACCCCCAAAACUCUGGUCAUCCCCAGUCUGCGGAUGGGCUGCGUUUUCAGAUUCACUCAGCUGCUGGUAAUAUUCUAUGUGAUUGUAUAUGUGUGUGUGAUACAGAGGGCCUAUCAGGAGAUGGACUCCGUGCUUAGUACAGUCACCACCAAAGUCAAGGGCUUCUCUCUCACCAAUGUGUCCCAGCAGGAGCCUCUUUUCUGGGAUACGACUGACCACAUCAUAUCCCCUCAGAGAGAUGAAUCAUUUUUUGUCCUUACGAAUGUGGUCGUCACACCAGACCAGAUUCAGUCCCGCUGUCCAGAGUUUCCCAGUCCCUCUUCUGUUUGUGUGGAUGACUGUGACUGCAUCGAGGGACUCAACCAUCCCAGAGGAAACGGUAUCCAGACUGGGCUGUGCGUGAACUUCUCUGAUUCAGUCCAAACCUGUCAGGUGUUUUCAUGGUGUCCUCUGGAGAAUGACACAGAUUUGCCAAAUCCUGCUCUUUUGGCUGCAGCUGAAAACUUCACUGUGUUGAUAAAAAACAGUGUGACAUAUCCAAAAUUCAAGUUUCACCGGAGAAACAUUCGUGUGAACUCGUCCUAUUUGGAGACCUGUGAGUUUCACCAUAAAACAGACCCCAACUGCCCCAUUUUCCGUCUCAAAUACAUAGUUUCUGAGGCGGGAGAGGACUUCCAGGAGAUGGCAGUGAAGGGUGGUGUUAUGGGUAUCCUGAUUGACUGGAGCUGUGAUCUGGACUGGUGGUGGACAGAUAAGUGUUUCCCCAAAUACAGCUUCAGAAGACUGGACAAUAAACACAUCAUCAAUAAUGUUGCCCCUGGAUACAAUUUCAGAUUUGCCAAAUAUUACAAAUCUGCUAAUGGGGAAGAAACCAGAACACUAAUUAAAGCUUAUGGCAUCCGCUUUAAUAUCAUUGUAUUUGGCACUGCGGGUAAAUUUGGGCUUGCGCCCACUAUUGUAACCCUGGGGGCUGCAUUGUCCUUUCUUAGUUUGGUGCCUAUGGUAGUAGACUGGUUCAUGUUGACAUGUACUAGUAAAAGAGAUUAUUACAGCAGACAUAAGAUCACUUAUCUAAAGGAGGACGCUGAGGCUGAAUCUAUAUCAAUGGCGAUCUAUGGAACCCACUAGAUAUCUUCACAGCAGCACUAA